Molecule: messenger RNA, 2099 nt
Organism: Aethina tumida (small hive beetle)
Lineage: Eukaryota; Metazoa; Arthropoda; Insecta; Coleoptera; Nitidulidae
Gene: hook
Product: protein hook
Exons: 2
Coding region: 130-1980 (616 amino acids)
Biological process (GO): cytoskeleton-dependent intracellular transport; cytoplasmic microtubule organization
Cellular component (GO): centrosome; cytoplasm
Molecular function (GO): microtubule binding; dynein light intermediate chain binding
Source: RefSeq, a predicted model, not a curated record
AUCUGUCAAUCAGUUGUCACAAAUAUUUUUAUUUUGUACAUGACGUAGUUAAAGGGCACUUUGUUUUCGAAAACAUUGAAAUCAUACCCCAUAUUAUUUACAACAAACACGUUAAAUGUGCAUUAAACAAUGGAACUAAACGGCGAAGUUUGCAAAAGCUUGGUGAAGUGGUUGCAAAUUUGCGUGCCGAACAGGACCAGAACGGUAGCGGAGAUUUGCGAUGGGGUGGCUAUGCUCGACAUCCUGAUGCAAAUAUCGCCGCAGUACUUCACGAAAUUGGAGCCGAAAAUUAAGAAAGAUGUGGGCACCAACUGGCGGCUGAGGAUCAGCAACUUGAAGAAGAUUUUGGAGGCUGUUAUCGAGUAUUAUCAGGACGAGCUGGCUUUGCAGCUGCUCGAAAUCGGACGGCCUGAUGUGAACAAGAUCGGGGAACUGAACGAUCCAAUUCAGCUUGGAAAGUUCAUCAUAUUAAUACUGGGAUGUGCAAUAAAUUGUGAUAAAAAACAAGACUACAUAACUAAAAUCAUGGAGAUGGAGGAGCAAGUCCAAAGAAAUAUAAUGAUAGCAAUACAACAACUUGAAGAAAUAUGCCCUGGAAGACCUGGUCAAAGUAUCAAUAAUAUAUUUGACAACGAUCCAACAAGAGUGGCAAGACUGAUGGCCGAACUGGAGUCAGCAAUUGAAGCAAAGGACCGCAUGACACAGGAAUGUCAAAAUUUGGAACAACAAAUUCAAAAUUUGCUGGAGGAAAAGAAGCAUCUCUUGUCACACAAUCAAGCUUUAAUUGAAAAGGAAUCCAGGGAUUCGGAUGCACGUAAAAAAAUUGAAAACCUAAAGGAAGAACUGUUGAAAUCGGAAGUGGUGAUCGAUAAUUUAAAUUCUAAACUGGAAAAUCAAAACAAACAGUUAACAGCAUACCAGGAGAAAAUUGCGGAGCUUCAGAUUGCAGCGAACGACUCGUCACGUUUGAAAGACGAGGUGGACGCUUUAAACGAAUCGGCCAGUAAAAUUGUGGACCUUGAACAAGCUGUACAAUCAUAUCAAAAAAGACUGGAAAAUUAUCAAGAUAUCAAAAGAGAAAAUCAAAUACUUGAGGAGAAAAACAGGGAGUACCUAAGGAAAAACCUGGAACUGGAGGAAGAAGUUAACAAACACAUAAGUUGGAAGAGCCAGUGCGAAGCGUACAAAAGCCAAGUGGCCGAAUUGCAGCAGAAACUGGAUGAAGAGCUGCAAAAGUCUGAGAAAGUACAAUUCAGUUACGGCUCGGUCAAAUCGAAACUGGAAGCCAUGCAAGGAGAACGCGAACGUCUCAUCCAGGAAAGGGACUUACUGAAAGAGGAGAACGAAGAAUUGAAGCUCGGCAACGUGAAGCAAGAACACAACGCCGCAAUGUCCCAGGAAUUGACGCCGACCGAAAUGAGGGAACGGCUGCGGUUCCUCGAGAAAGAAAAGCAAACGUACGCCAACUUGAAUCAGGAGAUCCGCACGAAACAGGACCAACUGGACAGUGCGAACAUGAGGCUGGAAAAAUUGAAGGAGCAAAACACGAGUCUCACACAAGACGUGAUGAAAUUACAGCAACAAUUGGAUGAGAUGAAAAAUCAACCAGGGGAUGCGCAAGGCUCGUCCAAUAGUAGUAUUGUUAAAAAGUUACACGAAGCGUUGGCGGCCAAAGAAAACGAAUUGCAGGUGUUACAGAGGAAGUACGACAGGAGUGUUGAGAAGGCGAAGUCGAUUAUUCAGCAACAAAACGAUCCGAAACCGAACGGCGGCAUUGAAGCUUCUCUGAGGCAGAGUCAGAUGAAGGAACUGGAAAGUAAAUUAAUAACGACAGCUUUCUAUAAGCUGGGAUUAACGUGUCAGAGAGAAGCUAUUGAUGAGAGACUAGCUGCUCUCAGUGCCGGACAAGGGCAGUCGUUCUUAGCCAGACAGAGACAAGCAACCCCAAGAAAAAAUAUACAGAGGUACAAGUCAAAGUAAUAAUAAUUUUAAUUGUUGUAUCAUAUGUGUUUUGUGAUGUGCAUAUGAUUUUUAUGCAAUAGGUUGUUAUUUAGUGAUAGCACUUUUAUCUAUAUUGAGCAGUAUCAGAUUUGAACAAU